Molecule: messenger RNA, 826 nt
Organism: Triticum aestivum (bread wheat)
Lineage: Eukaryota; Viridiplantae; Streptophyta; Magnoliopsida; Poales; Poaceae
Exons: 4
Coding region: 78-614 (178 amino acids)
Source: RefSeq, a predicted model, not a curated record
UCUUGUCUUGUGUCCUUACCAAGCCGAGCAAGUCAAAUUCCUCUCUCGGGCUCCAUCUCACGAUCGCAGGCCAAGCUAUGCCAAUGGAGGAUAUGAGGGGGUACCGGGGGAUACCGGCGUUCGGGGAAUGGAACUACGGCGACGGCGACGGAUGGUCCGUGCUAGCCCAGCGUUUAGAGUCUGCGAUGCACAUCCCGUUCCCCGUACACAAACCCUGCAAGAGAACGAGGGCAGGUCGCAGGAGGCGCGUCCCAACGUUCGGAGAGUGGAACAACCACAUCAACGGCGACGAUGGUGGCUGGACGGCGGCCGUCGUCAACCAUUGCUUCGAGCCUGGCACGGUACACCAAUCACUCAAGGAGGAACCCACUGGUUACGACAGUGGCGUCGCCGCCAUUGGGAAGAAGUACAAGGUGGCUAGGGAAACCUGGCUGGAUGACUCUUGGACCCACACAGCAAUGGAACCCUUCUCUUUCGCGGCGGUCAAGGCUAUUGACGACGACCUGUAUGAGGUCCCACCGGACAUGCCCCGAGCUAAGCUAAUACAGAAGGGUAGGACGUGGCUGAGGAGCCAGCUAAGGAGGUGUUGCGGCCUCAACUGUUUCGCCUACUGAAUGUCGCCUAGGGUUCACAUUGUCACAUGUUUUGGUGGAUUAAUAGAUAAACUGCAUGACGUGGUUCUCCGUACUUGAGAAUGUAACUAUGUAAGAUGGUAUGGUGGUGGGUUGAUGACUUAUAUAUAGGUUAUUUAUUUUCACUCAUUUAUGUUAUCUAUGAGACAAACUCCCAAGCUGAUCAAUUUGAUUUAUGAAGAUUUAUGUGCUAA